UGGGCCCGUACGGCCUCCCAUUGUGUGUCUCCAUCGCCAACUCUGCCCUGUGCCAUUUUAGGUCUCCCCACACUGCUGGUGGUUUCCAUUUUUUUCAUAGGGGGGCUGUAUGGCCCCCCCUUUGCGCGCCCCCAAAACCGCCACACUGUGGCCCACACUCUGGUUGGGCCCCGUGACUGCCCCAAAUGAUGAAGUGUGCGUGAUUCUAAGAUCGACGGCACCCAUCUGCAUGUCUUAACGACUGUUCAGUAUUAUUUUCUUCUCCCAGCAGACUCCAAGGGCAUUUAAAUUAAAGGUACAGUGUUCUGCACUAAUAAUAA
Staurois parvus is the source of this 320-nucleotide messenger RNA. The record is from the annotation of a GenBank genome assembly. Lineage: Eukaryota; Metazoa; Chordata; Amphibia; Anura; Ranidae.